AUGUUUUACAUUGUUGAGUUUUAUGAAACUCAAGAGGUUGAGGUGGUGCCAGCAGCUUGGGUUGCUGAUGACGUCUGUCAGUGGCCCACUUACUACAAACCUGAUGAGCUGGCAAAGGCCAUAAAAAAUGAAGAGCAGCCGGGAGACUCGUGGGAAGAAUACAGAGUUCGGAUUUUAUAUAAAGCAGCAAGCUACAAAGCUGCUCGCCUGAAACUUCCCGAGGCAGAAACCCACACAGACCUACAGACAGCAGAAGAAGAUGACGACAUGCCAAGGAGAAAGCGAAAGAGAAAUGUCAUCGGUGGGGUAGACAUUAAAGACACAGUGUGGAGGAUCAUGAAACACCUCUUUACCAACUCCCUGGCCAAGCAGCUUAACUGGCGGGGCGUAAAUGGAAAGACGGCUUUCCAUAGCCUCCAGUUAAAGGAUGUAAUUACUGGAACAGUGAGAAACAACCAUUUGACGGCCACUGCAACUGACCAGGAGGUGGAGGCCUAUAUAAAAAGGUGGCUUCAUCUCGCUGGAGACAGGGAUGGUGGGAGGAGAGAGAGGGAGGAGAAAAGGCGUGCCUCACAGCACACACGGCCACAAGAAGACGAGCAGUGAUGGGGGUCAACAACAACAACUGUGUUCUGCUGAUUUGGCCUGAAUUUUUUUCUUCCGUUUGUUUUAUGGAAAAGGUUAAAAAAAU
Molecule: messenger RNA, 691 nt
Organism: Epinephelus moara (kelp grouper)
Lineage: Eukaryota; Metazoa; Chordata; Actinopteri; Perciformes; Serranidae
Exons: 5
Coding region: 1-606 (201 amino acids)
Source: RefSeq, a predicted model, not a curated record